UCAAUCAGUUCCUUAUGGAGAGAAAGCCAUCUCCCGUUCUUCAGAUACGACCUCCCACGUUUGGGGACCUAAUUACAGUUCUCAGUAUUGAUGGAGGAGGAAUAAGAGGGAUCAUUCCAGCGACCAUUCUUGAGUUCCUUGAGUCACAACUUCAGGAAUUAGAUGGUGAGGAUGCAAGACUUGCAGACUACUUUGAUGUGAUCGGAGGGACAAGUACCGGCGGUCUUGUGACUGCUAUGUUAACAGCUCCAGAUGAGAACAAUCGUCCUAUGUUUUCUGCUAAAGAUAUCAAGCCCUUCUACCUUGAAAACUCUCCUAAGAUUUUUCCACAGGAUAGAGGCUUGUUUGGUUUGAUCAUGAAGUUGUUCAAAGUAGUGAAUGGACCCAAGUACGACGGGAAGUAUCUUCAUAGUGUUAUAAGGAAGAAGCUGGGAGAAACAAGGCUGAACCAAACCCUAACAUCUAUUGUCAUUCCUACCUUUGAUAUUAAGAAACUCCAGCCUACCAUCUUCUCCACCUAUAAGAUUAGCAAAGAUCCCACAAUGAAUGCUCAACUUUCGGACAUAUGUAUUGGUACGUCUGCAGCUCCAACAUACCUUCCAACCUAUUACUUCAAGAACAAAGAUAAAGAUGGGAAUGUAAGUGAAUUUAACCUCACUGACGGUGGUGUAGCUGCCAAUAAUCCGGCCUUGGUUACAAUUGCUGAAAUCACCAAACAAAUCUCCAAGAAACAUCCGGAUUUCUUCCCUAUCAAGCCAAUGGAUUAUGGUCGAUUUUUAGUCAUCUCCAUUGGAACUGGUGUAGCAAAGGUAGAACAAAAAUACAAUGCUAAUGUGGCAGCCAAGUGGGGUGCUAUAAAAUGGUUAUUUAAUGAUGGAUCAACUCCAUUAGUUGAUGUGUUCUCUCAAGCAAGUGGAGACAUGGUUGACCUCCACCUAAGUGUGGUCUUUCAAGCAUUGCACUCUGAAGAUAAUUACAUAAGGAUUCAGGAUGAUUCAUUAACUGGAACUGUAUCAUCAGUUGAUAUUUCUACCCAGCAAAACUUGAACAGUCUUGUGAAGGUUGGAGAAGAGUUACUGAACAAACCAGUUUCGAGGGUGAAUUUAGAGACUGGCCUCACUGAAACUAUUAAAAAUGGUGUUACUAAUGCAGAGGCUCUUAAAAGGUAA
Molecule: messenger RNA, 1169 nt
Organism: Macadamia integrifolia
Lineage: Eukaryota; Viridiplantae; Streptophyta; Magnoliopsida; Proteales; Proteaceae
Product: patatin-like protein 2
Exons: 6
Coding region: 15-1169 (384 amino acids)
Biological process (GO): lipid metabolic process
Molecular function (GO): monoacylglycerol lipase activity; glycerophospholipase activity
Source: RefSeq, a predicted model, not a curated record